AUCGAGUCCCCCCCCCCUCCUUUCCAUUUCAUCUACUACGCCAUGAAAACUCUCUGAGGAAAUCCGGACGAACGGAGACUAAAUUCCUCGCGGUUUCAGUCUGAUCUACCUCGUGAAGAUGGUUUCUGUGGAAGACUCGCUUUCGCUUUCGCUGUCGAAUUCCACUCGGUUCCCUUUAACCAGGGAGUUCUAUGGUUCGUCGUCGCCGUCGGCGUCUAGGAUUCACCGUCAUGUCGGCCGUUCGAUGAGGACAAUUCGGUCAAACUUCUACCAGAGCGAUCACCACAGCUGUUGCUCCGCCGACAAAUCAGGUUAUGCGUCCGAGAUCUUGACGGAUUCUGUCAUCGACAUGCGGCUCGGCGAGCUUGCUUCUAAGAAAAGUAAGUCUGUCAAUUCCAACGCGUCCUCGGGCGAGGAGGAAUUGUUUCUCGACAUCUCUCAGGCGUUCAGUGAUUUCUCCGCAUGUAGCAGCGACAUCUCUGGCGAGCUGCAGCGUCUCGCUAGCUUGCAAUCCCCGGAUAUCGCCUCCUUGAAGGACAACGGCGGAGAGAAUGGAGCAAAGGAGCCUGAGCCUGAGCCGGAACCUUGUCUAGGUUUUCUGCAGAGGGAUAAUUUCUCAACGGAGAUAAUUGAGAGUAUCUCCCCGGAGGAUCUCCUGCCAACGGUGAAACUCUGCAUCGACGGGCUCCAGUCUUCUUCGGCUGCGGUGAAGCGAUCUGCGGCGGCGAAGCUGCGGCUCCUGGCGAAGAAUCGGGCGGAUAAUCGCGUCCUGAUCGGGGAAUCUGGAUCGAUUCCAGUGUUGAUUCCAUUGCUUCGUAGCAACGAUCCGUGGACACAGGAGCACGCGGUCACAGCUCUAUUGAAUCUCUCUCUGCACGAACAGAACAAAGCUCUUAUCACUAAAGCAGGGGCUAUCAAAUCUCUAGUUUGGGUCCUGAAAACGGGUACGGAGACAUCAAAGCAGAACGCAGCGUGCGCCUUGCUGAGCCUGGCGCUCGUGGAGGAGAACAAGGGCUCGAUUGGAGCAUGUGGCGCAAUUCCCCCGCUGGUAGCGCUUCUGAUGAACGGAUCCUGCAGGGGGAAGAAGGACGCGCUGACGACGCUGUACAAGCUCUGCACACUGAAGCAGAACAAGGAGAGAGCGGUGACCGCCGGAGCGGUGAAGCCUCUGGUGGAACUUGUGGCGGAGCAAGGAACGGGAAUGGCGGAGAAGGCGAUGGUGGUGCUGAGCAGCCUGGCGGCGAUCGAGGAAGGGACGGAGGCCAUUGUGGAGGAAGGAAAAGAGUUUGCGGUGUUGACGCUGUUGCAGCUGUGCGCUGAUAGCGUGAGAAAUCGGGGGUUGCUUGUAAGAGAAGGUGGGAUUCCUCCGCUUGUGGCUCUGUCGCAGAGCAGUUGCGUCAGCGUUAGGGCUAAGCGCAAGGCAGAAAGACUUCUAGGGUACCUGAGAGAGCCGAGGCAGGAGGGGUGUUCCACAAAGCCCUUGAGUCAGUAAUCAUAGUAUGUAUGUAUGUAUAUACCCGAGUCUUGAAUGGUUUUGUACAGCACCGAGGAGGAAUUGUUAGGGUGGGGGGGUUGAUAGUGACUCUCUGAUUAUAUGUGUAUCUGAUGUUUUAGAUUAGUUUUGUGGAGUCCAUCUUAUAUUCGGUAUUUGGGUUUUGAUCUGUGAUGGGGGGAGGAAGCUAAAUGGCUUGUAGCUUUGGAUAUAUAAAUGUGCUUGUGGGAGGGUUUUGCUUUUCGCUUUAUAAAUAAAUAUAGAUUGAUAUGGAACCUUUCUAACCAUGGAGACGAUAGGCCGGGGGUUUAUUCUUGCAGUUAUUCCAAUCAUUUCAAUGGUGAAUAAAAACCCUAAAACGAAGUGAGACGCCUU
This is a messenger RNA of Tarenaya hassleriana, 1867 nucleotides long. Its product is annotated as U-box domain-containing protein 4. NCBI's taxonomy places the organism in Eukaryota, Viridiplantae, Streptophyta, Magnoliopsida, Brassicales, Cleomaceae. The record is from RefSeq and is a predicted model, not a curated record. Gene Ontology annotation, molecular function: protein binding. Gene Ontology annotation, cellular component: cytoplasm; nucleus.